AUGAGUAAAAAGGAGGGGGAUAGCCUUGAUGCUUUGUGUUUCCCUAAUGCAGAAGAUUAUCAAAACGAGUUUGAUACAACCAAAUAAGUACUUUUGGGAUCGGGAUCUUAUGGCUAAGUUUAUAAAAUGACAUUUAAAUCGAACCCUUCAUAGAAUUGUGCAGUAAAAAUAGUUCAGUGUAUUAAGUAAGAAUGUUUUAUAUUAUAGUAAAAAAUCAUAUGAUUCAGCAUUAAAGGAGGUUUAAUUGAACAGACAAAUUAACAUUCAUCCCAACAUUAUAUAUUUUGACAAAAUCUAUGCCUGGUCUGAAACCAUUCCAGUCUAGAAAUAUUUUUUGGUGUUUCAAAUGAAAUUGGCUACGGGCAGUUUGAAGGAUCUAAAAGAUGAUGAAAUAAAAGCCAGCAGAAAAACAUUUAAUGGUAUAUAUAUGCCUUCAAAAUUUGUAGAAACAACCUUCUUAAAUAUUGUCAAUCAAUUAUUAUAAGCAUUUCUCUUCCUACAAUAGAAGGAACUAUAUCAUAGAGAUAUCAAGCCAGAGAAUAUCCUCUACGAGAAGGAGAACGAAAAAGUUGUAGCACGAAUUGCUGAUUUUGGUGUUAGCAAAGCAUUGGAGCAUUUCAAAAACAAUGUUAAAAAUACUCUUGUUGGAACACCUCUGUAUUUAUCACCAAAAUUGUGGGAAGCCUACAUAAAUGGCUAAUACAAUGAUGUUAAGUAUUAUGUUUACAUUAUCCCUCAAGACAUAAUUUAGAAAAGUCAGACGUAUUUUCCUUAGGAGUUACACUCAUACAAACGUAUUUGUUGUUACAAGAUCAUGAUAUAUCUGGUCUCAAUGAUUAAAAAUAAAACAAAAUCCCUAUUAUAAUAUAAAAGAUCUAUCAUGACAAAAUCAAAGAACUGUUGACAGGAAUGCUUAACUAUGACGAAAAAUCCAGAUUCACUUGGCAAUAGGCAUACAAUUGUCUUAAUGGAAUUGAUAGGAUUAAUGGGAGCUUAGAGCAGAAUUAAGGCGGAGGCAGUCUCUAAAAUAAAGAAAAACAUUAUGUUGUACACAUUCCUUAUGAAAAAACCAUCAUGAAUAAAUCACAAUCAAUAAAAUUGAGAAAAAUAAAUUAGAUCUACUGUUAAGAAUUGAAUGAAAUCACAAAAGGGUAAAUUGCUGAUAGUUAAGGCAUUAUCGUAUUCAGUGAUAAUUACUUUAGUGAAAUCAAUUUUGAAGGGGUAGCCAUCUAAAAAAGACAAAUUUAAAGUAUUAUUAAUCUAUUAUUUUUUAGACAUCAAAUGUGUAUGUUUGACUGAAUAACCAAGAAAGAUAAUAGGAUUAUUUGAAAACAAUACAAUCUAGAUCUUGGACGAUGAGAUGAGUUAACCAUUUAGUUUGGAUUCAGCUCCAUAAGAAAUUAAUGUGAUUUGCUAGAUGAGAGAUUCAAAUGUUCUUUUUGGGUUUAGUAAUGGAGAGGUGCAAGUACUGCAGCUUCUCGAAAAAUCGUUAAAAGUAUUAAAUACAUUGAAGGAUCAUACUGCUUAGAUUAAUUUAAUCUAUUUUGAUAAACUCAAUCAAUUGUUAAUCACAUCUGACAGUUCUCGAAUAUUAAGUGUUAGAUUUUUAUUUAAUAAUAAAUUGUAGAUAUUUCUUAUUACCAAUUAGCUCUUAUCUAAAAUUAGAUUAUGUAGCACAACAUGUGGAACUAUUGAGUGACACUUAAAUUGUGGUCAAUGGAUAAAGAUUGAAUGAAAUUUUAAUUUUGCAUAUUUCUCAUUUUUAAAAAGAACCUGGAAUUAAACUAGAAGUUAAAUAAACCUUAUAUCUACAAACUGGAUGUGUAUUAUCCUUAAUUAAUUUAAGUGAAAAAUGCUUAUUUGUAUCAACUGAGAAAGAAAUAAUUAUUUAUGAUUUAAAAUCAAUUCAAUAAGACUCAGGACACCUUUUCAAUAAUUAAAUGCAGUAAACAUUUUAUUACUGUAAUUGGAUAAGAGAGCGUGGAUACUUGAUUACCAAUGAUGGAUAGCGAAUAAUGAAAUGGGAAAUUGAUUAUGAAAAAACCCAAUUAUUUGGGACAAAUCUGGUUAAACCUUAAACAAAGAAGUGUUGUUGUUGUGAACGUUGCUCUAUAAUGUGA
This is a messenger RNA of Paramecium octaurelia, 2120 nucleotides long. The record is from the annotation of a GenBank genome assembly. NCBI's taxonomy places the organism in Eukaryota, Ciliophora, Oligohymenophorea, Peniculida, Parameciidae.